This is a messenger RNA of Penaeus monodon (black tiger shrimp), 4757 nucleotides long. RefSeq names its product polycystic kidney disease protein 1-like 2. The coding region runs from base 1 to 4281 and encodes 1426 amino acids. Gene Ontology annotation, cellular component: membrane. The transcript has 16 exons. The record is from RefSeq and is a predicted model, not a curated record. Gene Ontology annotation, molecular function: calcium channel activity; protein binding. Lineage: Eukaryota; Metazoa; Arthropoda; Malacostraca; Decapoda; Penaeidae. Gene Ontology annotation, biological process: detection of mechanical stimulus; kidney development.
AUGGCCAAGUGGAAGGGCCAAGUCCACGGCUACGGCGGCGGGAGAGACCAACUAAGUGACGAUUCUGCAACGAUGCAACUCUCCCUCGUGGAUGCCAGGUCGAUGCCCAUCCCGGUCAACGACUCCUUGCAAGAUUUCAUCAUGUAUAUCCCCAGGGCGAAGGAGACUGUGCAGGAACCAGAGCUUGUUGACCCGCAGAUUUCCCCCAGACUCGGGCUGAGCGUACACACCGUCGACGUUCCGGCACCGCGAGUGGGCGUGACGAUCCUCGUCAGCCCGGAGAACGACACGGGCGUGGAGGAUUGGGUGCUGGUCUGGUCGGCCUCGAGGCUCAAUGACACGCCCGAGUUCAUGGAGAAUCUCGUUAGUCUCAGCGAUCUGACUUAUCAUGAAGAAACUGGCUUUUUCGAGCUAUUCCUGGACUCCGAUGUAGUUGGUGACGUCACAGGCGCGUAUUCUGUGGGACUCGGAAAGCUUAAUUAUACCAUACCUGAGCCCGAGGAGCACCCCUGCUUCGAGGACCCUCCCAACAACACGGUUCUCCGGAGCUUCGCCGUUGACUUCGAUACCAACUAUUACUUCAGUGCCUUCACCUCCUCUUGCCUCUUCUUCAACAAGGAUCGCCUCACCUGGAGCAGCGACGGGUGCAAGGUAAUCGGCGCUAACGUGUCCGUAACCGUGUGUUCGUGCAACCACCUGACUUCGUUCGCAUCCGGGUUCUUUGUCGCUCCGAACGCCAUCGACUUCGCCUACGUCUUCGCGAACGCAGGUUUUGCGGAGAACCUGACCAUUUACCUCACGCUCAUUAUUUCACUCUCGCUCUACCUCAUCGGGCUGGUGUAUGCGCGCAUUAUGGACAAGAAGGACGUAGAGAAAGUGGGCGCGACCCCCCUGGCCGACAACUCGCCGACGGAUCGCUAUUUGUACGACAUCAUGGUCCACACCGGCGCCUUCCCGAGUUCAGGCACGGAGUCCAAGGUUCAGUUCCUGCUGGUGGGCGACUGGAACGAGACGGAGGUCCGGGCGCUGAACGAGGGCACCGAAAGACCUCUGCUCACUAGGGGCGCCUCCGACCACUUCGUCAUGGCCACCGACAGGCCGCUGGGACCCUUACAGUACCUGCGAAUCUGGCACGACAACUCGGGUAAAGGAAAAAAAGCAUCUUGGUAUUUCGCGUACAUGGUGGUCAAGGACAUACAAACUGGAGAGGAAUUUCAGUUUAUUAAUAAUCAGUGGUUGGCGGUGGAGGAGGGUGACGGGCAGAUCGACCGCUUGAUCCCCGUGGCGGGCGAACAGCAACUGCGCGACUACACCCACGUAUUCAGCAAGACGGUCGAGAAGAACAUGUCAGACGAUCACCUGUGGUUCAGCGUGUUCCUCAAGCCGGCCAGGUCGAGGUUCACGCGCGUGCAGCGGCUGUCGGCGUGCAUGGCGCUGCUCUACCUGUCUAUGCUGGCGAACGCGAUGUUUUAUCAGCAGGUCCCCGACUCCCCAGCCUCGGGCGGUCUCAACCUCGGCCCCUUCAGCGUGUCUCCUGAAGCCAUGGGCGUGGGUUUCAUGAGCAACCUGGUGGUGUUCCCGCCCUCGUUCCUCAUCGUCUUCUUCUUCCGCAAGUCACGCCCUCGGAAGGCCAAGCGGUCGAGGCUGAAGGAGGCGCUGGCGAGGCAGAACCCGGGUGUUUAUGGUGAGUUCGUUACGUGUGUGUGUUUUUUUUUUUUUAGUUUUUAUGACUUUGUUUUUAUUUGUUUUUCAUUUAUUAUUAGAGAGAGAGAGAGAGAGAGAGAGAGAGAGAGAGAGAGAAUGAGAAAGGGGCGCCGACGGGGCAGGAAGCUCACCCUGCCGUGGUGGUGCGUGAUCAUCGCGUGGGUGCUCUGCGUCAUCAGCAUCGCCACGGCCGUGUUCUUCCUGUGGGCGUACGGGAUCCAGUUCGGCAACGAGAAGGCGACGAAGUGGCUGACGGCGCUCAUCACCUCGAUCUUCUCGUCGGCUCUCUUCACGCAGCCCGUCAAGAUCUACCUGAUGGCGAUGCUCCUGUCGUGGAUCCUGAAGCGGCCGAUCGACGAGCACGAGGACUACGACGAUGACGAGGAGGAGGUCGACCUCGGGAGCGACGAGAAGUACCUCCACCGCCCGCCCUCCGCCGGGAGUGAGUGCCGCCCUCCGCGCGCCCACGCUCACGGACGUGCACACACGCGGAGAUGCAUGUACACAGGGGCACGUACAGAGACGCACGCUCACGGACAUAGACACGUGUGGAGAUACAUGUAUACACUGGCACGUACAGAGACGCACGCACAUGGACAUGCACACGUGCGAAGAUGUUUGCAUUCACGUGCACGUACAGAGACGCACGCUGACGGACAUAGACACGUGUAUACACGGGCACUUACAGAGAAUCACGUACAUGAACGUGGACAUGCGCGGAGAUACAUGGGAACGGACAGAGACGCACGUUCACGGACAUGUACACGCGCGGAGAUACAUACAUACACAGGACCCCGCACCCGCUCGCAGAUCCAGGUGGGGCCCGGGUUGAGUCCCGAGGAGCUGGCGGCGGCGAGGGAACGCAGAGAGAAGGAGCUAGCCAUGCAGGACCUUCUGCUGGAGAUCCUCGUCUAUCUCAUCUUCCUGUACUUGAUCCUGUCCGUGAGCUACGGCGCCAGGGAUCCCCACGUCUACUACAUGAGAAGUAAUGUGGAGAAUAUCUUCGUUAAGAGUUUGUCGCCAACGUGCCCGGCUUUCGAGGAGGUAAUCCGAAUCGUCACCCGGCCACGCACGAGAACCAAAGAAGACGACCGUGACUUUGGCUUCGGCUGGAACGAGACCGCGCCCACGGAAUCGCACUUCGAUUACAAGUCCGCGUUCAAGAUCCACGGAUUUCCUUACGAGGGAACGAUGGAUACGUAUGGCGGGGGAGGGUACUUGGUCGAGCUAAAGGGGCCUAUGAGCCAAGCGGAGAGGACUGUGGACGAGAUGGAGGCUGAAGGCUGGAUAGAUAAACACACGAAGGCCAUUUUCACGGAAUUUGCUGUGUACAAUCCCCAGGUGAGAGUUUCUGAAUGUUAUUUUUGCGUUAAUUUUGGGUUGAUGUUGUUUUUUUUUUUAUGGUGGAGGUGUUAUUUCGUUUAUUUUUUCCAUUUUUUCGCGAGAAUACUUUUUUUUGUAUGUUUUUUUCCCUUGCUUUUUUUUUCUCUCUUUUUUUCUUUCGUUCUCUGUGUGAACCUCUUCGCCGCCGUCAUGUUCAUCUUCGAGUUCCUCCCCAGCGGCGGCCUGAUCCCCAGGUUCGAGUUCCAGGGCCUGACGCUCCUCCGCUACCACAGUCCCGGCGGCUUCUACGUGCUGGUGUCCGAGAUCGGCUACCUCCUCUUCACGAUCUUCUACACCAGGAGGGAGUACAAGGCCUACAAGAAGGCGGGGCGGGAGUACUUCAAGUCGGUGUGGACCUUCAUGGAGAUCUGCGUCCUGCUGCUGUCCUACUCCGCCAUCGUCUUCUACCUCCUGAAGACGUCCCUCACCUACUACACGCUGGACAAGUUCAUCGCGACGAAGGGCAAGAAGUACGUGCGCAUCCAGCCGCUCGCCUUUCUGGACUCGACGCUCGUUUACAUCACCUCCUUCCAGGUGUUUAUAGGCAACAUUAAGCUUCUGAAACUCUUGAAAUUCAACAAGAGGAUCGGAAUGCUCUCGUCGACGCUGAGGUACGCCGCGCCGGACGUCCUCGGCUUCGGCUUGCUGUUCAUCAUCACCCUCGCGGGCUUCGUGUCCGUGUUCUUCCUGAACGCCCACACCACCGUCAUGGAGUUCUCGACGUUCGUGAAGGCGGCCGAGUCCAGCUUCUUCGUCAUCAACAAGAAGUUCGACGACAUCGCCGACGCGGCGCCCAUCCUCGGCCCCGUCUUCUACUUCGUGUUCGCCUUCAUCCUGUACUGGGUGGUGUUCCAGCUGCUGAUCGCCAUCAUCUGCGAGGCGUUCGCGCAGGUCAGCAAGGACCUCAACCUGCAGGCCAACGAAUACGAGGUCAUCGAGUACAUGAUGACCCGCCUGGCCGCCUACCUCUCGGCGCUGCGCCCCAACGCCGUCCGCGCCGCCAACAUCCCGCCGCCAAAGCCUCCCGACGUGGACUCCCUCCUCAGGCACCUCGACCACUCCCUCGACCGCGCGCUGGAGGCCCUGGACCAGGCCAUGCCCAGGGCGCUGCCGGAGGAGGCGGAGGGGCAAAGGGGAGAGAAGAAGAUGGCGGCCGGUAACAGUAAACGGGGGAGGAGGAAGAAACAGCGAUGAGGGAGGAUUAGAAAAGGAAAAAAUUUUGAAGGGAAAACUUAAUUCGUUUUUUCACAAGUAAUUAGAGAGUUAGAUAGAAUUGUAUAUAUAUUUCCCCCAAAUAUUGUAGAAUUAAGUAGUACUUCCGAAGUUAGAUAAAAAGAAUAUAUAUAGAUUUUUUUCCCCAAAUUUCGCAGACUAGCAGAAAUAUAUUAAUUAUUACUACACUUACUCUAUUUCCAUUGAUAAUCUGCCUUGACGUACAAAUAACAUAGAUGUAUUAUGUAAAUGAAACUAUAACUCUAGAAAAAAAAUACUUAUUCUUAUAUUCUUAAAAAGAUAUUAAUUGUAUUUUGUCUCUGAUGGUGCUCCAUAUUCUUGCUCAAUUUCUUUCCUCUCAUACGUUAACAUAUCUAUCUAUCUAUCUAUCUAUCUAUCUAUCUAUCUAUCUAUCCAUCUAUCUAUCUGUCUAUCUAUCUACCUAUCUAAUCUAUCUG